AUGAAGCUCUUCAUCCUGCUUGCUACUGCUACGACUGCAGCUGCACGAUGCCUACCCCAAUAUGCCAUGUGCCCUGACUUCUUAGGCGCACCGACAUGCUCGGACAACAACACCGGUCCCCUCGGCACAUCGCCCACCGACUUCACCAUCAUCGGCCCAGCCCUCCAAGCCGUCCACGAGAGCGUGCAACCGCCAACCGGCCUCGCCCUGGACAACGACUACAACAUCUACCUCACCUACCCGCGCAACAGCGGGCAAACACCGUCCAACGUCGUCAUCGCCGACAACUUCACCUCGGAAUCGCCCUGGCCCUCCGCGUCAAUCCAGAACUGCACCGCCGGGCAGGACGUAUCGACAUGUUUCCUCAACGUCCAAAACGUCGUCCUAGACUCCAUAGGCCAGAUGUGGAUCGUGGACUCGGGCAUCCCGUCCUCGCAGAUGGGCUCCGGUGACGCCUUGCCCGGGGGCGCCAAGAUCAUGUCCUUCAACACCACCACGCGGCAGCUGAUCGCGACGUACCCCAUCCCCGCGGACCUCCUGGCGAACGGCACCAACGCGAACGACGUCCGCAUAAACAACACCCUCGGCACCGCCGGCUUCGCAUUCAUCACCGACGAGUCCCCGUACGGCUCCGUGCUGGCGGGCGACCUCGCAACGAACACGUGGGUCAAACGGCUCGGAAACACGACAGCCGUAAAAGCCGAUCCUAAGUAUGUAGGGUCAUUCGACGGCGCGCCGCUGUAUGCGUGGAACGGCACGAAGAAGGGCUACCUCACCACCGGCGCCGACGGCAUAGCCCUGGCGAGCGGGAACAUGUACUGGGGCGCCCUGGCGAGCAGGCGGUUCUACUACAUCCCGCAGUCUGUGCUGGCCGAUUUCUCGCUCUCGGACGCCGAGGUCGAAGACGGCGUCGUUGAUCCGGGGCAGUUGGGAUCCGAACAGGCUGGUUUCACGGCCGACGACAACGGGAGGCUGUACAUGCUGGCCUCGGAGCAGAAUGCGAUUUACUACGUCGACACGCAGCAGUCGCAGGUUACGGAAGAAGUCAACGGCAUUCCGCCGGGCGGGAGUGGGCCGGCGCCCCCGGAGAAUUAUGUGGUCAAGAGUCUUGUGAGGAGUGGGUUGAUUCAGCAUGCUGAUAGCGCGGCCAUCAUGCCGGAUGGGUAUCUGUACUUCUGUACGAAUCAGCUGGAGUUGAGGCCGGCGAAUCAGUAUCGGAAUGUUGAUAGGAGGAGGGGGCCAUUUAGGAGUUAUAGGGUUUAUAUCGGGGCCGGUCCGGCGGUGUAG
Molecule: messenger RNA, 1287 nt
Organism: Anthostomella pinea
Lineage: Eukaryota; Fungi; Ascomycota; Sordariomycetes; Xylariales; Xylariaceae
Source: the annotation of a GenBank genome assembly